UCCAUCAACCUGGUUGUGACAGUCAGAUCAUGAUGGAGAAGCUGGGGAUCUUGGUAGCCUUUGCUGUGCUUCUCGAGUCAGUCUCUGCGGCCUCCCUCGGGGUGGUGUACACCGAGGCAGGGAUGGUGGAGGGCGAGAACAUUCGUCUGGGGUUUAACCGUCGCAUGGACGUCUUCAGGGGGAUUCCCUUCGCUGACGUCCCCGGACGGUUCGAGAAGCCAAAACCUCACCCCGGCUGGGACGGUGUCAUGAAGGCCAAGGAGUACAAGCAGAGAUGCACCCAGGUGAACAUGAUGAUGAGCGACACCAGAGGCAGUGAGGACUGUCUUUACCUGAACAUCUGGGUUCCUCAUGGCAAACAAGUGUCCUCUGGGCUGCCCACAAUGAUCUGGAUCUUUGGGGGAGGCUUCCUGGCCGGAGGGUCGAUGGGUGCUAACUUCCUGGACAACUAUCUGUACAGCGGGCAGGAGUUGGCGGACAGAGGAAACGUUGUUGUGGUGACGCUGGCAUACCGUGUCGGCACGCUGGGUUUCCUGAGCACCGGAGAUGCUGACUUACCUGGAAACUACGGUCUGUGGGACCAGCAAGCCGCCAUCGCCUGGGUGCACAGGAACAUCCGCUCGUUUGGAGGAGACCCCGACAACAUCACCCUCUUUGGAGAGUCUGCAGGUGGAGCUAGUGUCAGCUUCCAGACUCUCACUCCCCACAACAAAGGGAUGAUCAGGAGAGCCAUCUCCCAGAGUGGCGUCGCCACCACCCCUUGGGCCAUCAACAAGAACCCCCGCAGGUUCGCCGAGGAGAUUGCUCUGAAGGUCGGCUGCCCCACCAAUCACGAAAUGGCUGCCUGUCUGAAGAUGUCUGAUCCUGCGCGGCUUACAUUGGCAGGCGCUCUCGAUAUGACCAGUUCACCCGAUCAUCCCCUUCUUGACAACCUGCUCCUGUCUCCUGUGAUCGACGGCGACUUUUUGCCGGAUGAGCCUUCCAACUUGUUCCACAACGCGGCUGAGAUCGACUACAUCGCUGGAGUCAACGACAUGGACGGACACGUCUUCACCGGUUUAGACGUACCUUCAAUCAACUCCCCCCUGUUGGACACCCCUGUUGAGGACGUGAAGAGGCUCCUGGCCGCGUACACUAAGGAGGGCAAGGCUGCUUUGGACUUUGCUUACUCCACAUACACCUCAGAGUGGGGCUCAAACCCCACCAGGGAAACUAUCAAGAAAACGAUUGUUGCGAUUGGAACGGACUACAUCUUCUUGGUUCCAACUCAGGUCGCCCUCUACCUGCACGCUUCCAAUGCCACAACCGGUCGUACCUACUCUUACCUAUUCUCUGAGCCCAACCGCAUGGGAGGCAUCGCCAAGCCUUACCCCAGCUGGAUGGGAGCCGACCACGCCGAUGACCUCCAGUACAUGUUCGGGAAGCCCUUCAGCUCCCCACUGGGGUACUGGCCUCGCCACCGUGACGUCUCCGGCUAUAUGAUCGCCUACUGGACCAACUUUGCCCACACUGGUGAUCCCAACAUAGGAGAGUCUGGAGUGCCCGUUGCAUGGCCUAAAUUCACCAGCUACGGACAUGAGUACCUGGAGAUCAAUUCUAAGAUGGACCGCAACUAUGUGGGACAGAGGAUGAGACUGCGCUUUGUGCAUUUCUGGACAAGCGUCCUGCCCAACCUGGCCAACGCCAUCCCAGAAUAAAGUAUCAGAUAAACCUGCAUGAAAAAAUAAAUGGAUGGUAAAUGCGA
This is a messenger RNA of Pungitius pungitius (ninespine stickleback), 1744 nucleotides long. RefSeq names its product carboxyl ester lipase, tandem duplicate 2 (gene cel.2). Gene Ontology annotation, molecular function: triacylglycerol lipase activity; retinyl-palmitate esterase activity; sterol ester esterase activity. The transcript has 11 exons. The record is from RefSeq and is a predicted model, not a curated record. Bases 30 to 1697 code for a protein of 555 amino acids. NCBI's taxonomy places the organism in Eukaryota, Metazoa, Chordata, Actinopteri, Perciformes, Gasterosteidae. Gene Ontology annotation, biological process: ceramide catabolic process; pancreatic juice secretion.